Diaporthe citri is the source of this 381-nucleotide messenger RNA. RefSeq lists its product as uncharacterized. The coding region runs from base 1 to 381 and encodes 126 amino acids. The transcript has a single exon. The record is from RefSeq and is a predicted model, not a curated record. NCBI's taxonomy places the organism in Eukaryota, Fungi, Ascomycota, Sordariomycetes, Diaporthales, Diaporthaceae.
AUGGCUACCGCGGACAGCAGCAAGCCACUCGCCUUUUCCGUGUACAAGAACGCGCCCAAGGAGUUCAAGCCUAAGCUCCUGGCGGAACCCAACGUGUUCCUGCAGGACAUCUUCAGCUCAGAGAAGGUCAACCCGGACAAGCCAAUGUCGUCUGGCAUCUUCCGCCUCGACAAGGGCAAGGAGCUCGAGUACCUGUACACGUACGACGAGAUGAAGAUCAUCCUCGAGGGCGAGUUCACCAUAAGUGACGAGACGGGCCAGACGACCAAGGCCGUCCCGGGAGACCACUUCUUCUUUCCCAGCGGGAGUAAGAUCACCUUCACCACUGAGGAUUAUGGGCUGGCUCUGUAUGUUGGGCAGAGGAACAAAGAUUAUGCUUGA